AUGUCUGUUUUUUUCCAGAAAGUGCUACAGGAGAAUUUGGACAAGAAGCUCUUUGGGCAGCAUUUGGCCAGGAAGGUGAUAGUGAAGGCCGUGACAGGGUUCCUGAACAACUCCAACCCCAAGAAGCCCUUGACGCUUUCCUUGCACGGCUGGACCGGGACCGGGAAGAACUUUGCCAGCAAAAUCCUGGCUGAGAGCCUCUACAAAGAGGGCCUCAACAGCAAAUAUGUCCACCAGUUCAUCUCCACCUUGCAUUUCCCUCACCUGCAGAACCUCACCCAGUACAAGGACCAGUUGCAGAUGUGGAUCCGGGGCAACGUGAGCGCCUGCGCGAGGUCCGUCUUCAUCUUCGACGAAAUGGACAAGAUGCACGCCGGGCUCAUUGACGCCAUCAAGCCCUUCCUCGACUAUUACGACGAGUUGGACGGCGUCUCCUACCGGAAGGCCAUCUUCCUCUUCCUCAGCAAUGCCGGAGCCGAGAAGAUCACCGAAGUGGCGCUCGACUUUUGGCGGAAAGGGAAGAAAAGGACCGACCUGGAGCUCCGAGAUGUGGAGACCACCGUCUCCGUCUCCGUCUUCAACAACAAAAAUAGUGAGUUGUGCAAGUUUAUAAUAUAACUAGGCACCCCCUGCCAAGCGUUGCUG
Molecule: messenger RNA, 645 nt
Organism: Anolis sagrei ordinatus
Lineage: Eukaryota; Metazoa; Chordata; Lepidosauria; Squamata; Anolidae
Source: RefSeq, a predicted model, not a curated record